AGGAACGCAUGAUAUAUAUAACUAGCUUAAUCAAGUAUUUAACACGAUAAAACAUCGAUAUAACACAAAAAUGUACUAUUCACAGUACAAUUCGUUGCCUUGACAUCUUUAACCAUCCAAUCGGUCCUGGCGGUUGAGUGAGUGAUUCCUGAAUCUAUUCACAGCUGCUCGGUCGCUUCCAUGAGCCACUACGCUCCGGAUUUGGAAAGGAAAGGAACAGCUGUUGUAACGUUUUAGCAAUUUCAAUAGAGAAGACACAAACAGUAGUGGGACAUGAGGGGUGUACAGGAGUCCCAGCAGCAUUGGAAACCGCGAGAGCAGAUGCCGUAGUGGAUCAUGGCCGAGGACUAUUGGGAGCGCGCGGCGGCUUUGGGAUAUCAUUACUGCUGUUAAGAUUAUACGAGCAACACACAUUUAUUCACUCACACACGGGAUUUCAAGUCCACCGGGCGGUUGAACAGUGGCAGCCCCUCCACCCUCCACAUCUCAGCCCCCCCUUCCCCCACUGAUGGACCGCAUGAGGAAGAUCAAACGGCAGCUGUCCCUGACGCUGCGGGGGGGUAAUAGCGGGGACAAGACCAUGAGCGAGACCAUCAGCUCUCAGGACACAGGAGCGCACAGUGAUUCCGAGGCCAUGCCAGUUGGGGGCAGUGGUGGUCUGCGGGGUUCAGUGAGAGGUUCGGGGGGUUCCUUCAGCAUGCACUCCCUCCUGCAGUCCUACAGCAGUGCUCUGCGCAGACCACGCAGCCUGGGCCGCAGUCUCAGCUCCUAUCUCAACCACACCACGCGCCUCGAGAUAGUCCAUGAAGACGUAAAGAUAGGUUCAGAUGGAGAAAGCGAUCAGGCUUCGGUCACGUCCUCCGAUGAGGUGCACAGCCCCGUCAGAGUUCGUCUGAGAAACAACCCCGGCCGCAAAAUUUCCACAGAGGACAUAAAUAAGCGUCUGUCUCUGCCAGCUGAUAUAAGACUUCCUGAUGGCUACCUGGAGAAAUUCAGCCUCAACAGUCCACUGUUUGACAAACCACUCAGCCGAAGAUUACGCAGAGUAUCGCUGUCUGAGAUUGGAUUUGGAAAGCUGGAGACUUAUGUGAAACUGGAUAAACUGGGGGAGGGCACCUACGCUACAGUAUAUAAGGGCCGCAGUAAGUUGACCGAUAACCUGGUGGCCCUGAAGGAGAUACGUUUAGAGCAUGAAGAAGGAGCCCCAUGCACUGCCAUUAGAGAAGUGUCUCUUUUGAAGGACCUGAAACAUGCCAACAUUGUGACACUUCAUGACAUCAUCCAUACUCAGAAGUCUCUUACUCUUGUGUUCGAGUACCUGGAUAAAGACCUGAAACAGUACCUAGAUGACUGUGGAAACUGCAUUCAUAUGCACAAUGUCAGGCUCUUCCUGUUUCAGCUGUUGCGAGGUCUGAACUACUGUCACAGACGCAAAGUCCUUCAUCGAGACCUCAAGCCCCAAAAUCUCCUGAUCAACGAUCGUGGGGAGCUAAAACUGGCCGACUUUGGUCUUGCACGAGCUAAGUCGAUUCCCACUAAGACCUACUCCAAUGAGGUGGUAACACUUUGGUACCGCCCCCCUGACAUCUUAUUGGGCAGCACAGACUAUUCCACUCAGAUUGACAUGUGGGGUGUUGGCUGUAUCUUCUACGAGAUGUCGACGGGUCGGCCCUUGUUCCCGGGCUCCACAGUGGAGGAGGAGCUGCACUUUAUCUUCAAACUGCUCGGUACGCCCACAGAGGAGACCUGGCCUGGAAUAACCUCCAAUGAGGAAUUCAUCUCCUAUAACUACCCCCGAUACCGCGCAGACUGUCUCCAUAACCACACUCCACGAUUGGACAAUGAUGGAGUUGAACUUCUGUCUAAACUGCUGCAGUUUGAGGGGAAGAAACGCACCGCGGCAGAUGAAGCCAUGAGAAGUCUAUACUUCCACUGCCUAGGCGAGAGGAUUCUCACACUGCCAGACACUACAUCUAUAUUUGCACUUCAAGAUAUUCAGCUGGAGAAGGAGCCAGGAAUGAGGACGAGCGCGCUGUCAGAAUCAGACAACAGCAUAUCUCAACGACAGAGCCUGCUCUUCUGAGGGUGUGUUGGGUAUCUCGGCUCAGGAUGGGACGGGGAAACCGAAGAUAUACGUCAAGACGCGUCGAGACAUUUCCUGUUGUAAAGAUAAAGGGAUAUCUGUUUUUUAUUUCUGUGAAUGAGUCAUUGCUAGUCCUGUGGCAUUAUGUGUUUAGAAGGGGUCACUGUAGCUGUUUACAUGGAGAUGCAGAGGACAAUGUCAUCAUGUUUGUUUGAUUUGUGUACGUGUUUUCUGUUCAAAUUAUGAUGCAUUCUCAUUUCCCAUGUUCUUCCUGUUCAUAGUAUCUUCUCAACACUGUUGUCCUUCAAACCACUGCAAUCAAUGUCAUUGGAUAUCAGAUGACCUGCUUAAAUUUCAAGUGCUCUGGCUCUGCAUCCUUUGACUUAAACAAAUCAAUGUUUUUUGCAAUACUUUUCAAUUGUAAUCUAUGUAGAAGGAAGGCCAUUUAAUGAAGGAAAAUGUCAAUUAGAGCAUGAAUGCUCUUAAUAUCAGUCAACAACAAGCCAAGUCAAUGAAGGUGAUCACUCCAGUCUUCCAGAAUAACAGUCCCCUUUAUUACUGAAUUCAGCCGUCCCAUCCAAAGACUAACAUUUAGAACUAUGCCAACACAGUGGUUCUGUAAUCAUCAACAAUAAUCUGUGUUGUUUGUAUUCAUCAGAACAUUGAAGUCAAGCUGUAUGUCAGACUUAACUUUAACGGUCCAUGUUCCUAAUGUUUUCAAUUGUGUUUUUGUUUGAAAAAUCAUUUCACCCUCUGUUCUUGUUUUAUUUUUUUGCCAAUACAUUUUUCUAAUCUAGAAAAUGGUUUCACCAAAGACCCCAUGGCUCUCUCUCUCUCCCACUUGGUUUGACCUGGAUUGAGCUUCCAAUUUUCAUUAUGUUCAAGUUGAAACCUCUAAUAACCCACUGAAGAAACGGAUACACUGUGUCAAGGACAAAUGCUGGCAAGGAUUUUCUGUAUAAAGCAUGAAAGCCUCCAAUAUUCUUUUUUUUCUGCGGUUACCAAAUUCAUGCUAUGCUUAUAAUUCCACCAUUACUGCAGCACUGGAGCCAAAUUCAAAGGCAGAUCUGUCAAUGAACUCAUACUGGCAUGCCCGGGUGUGUGUGGAGAACAAGUUGACUCAGGUUUCUGUCACUCUGCAGAACAGCUGAGUGCGGGCAGAUAAUGUUUCGCAUUUCGCCUCGGUUGUUCAUACUCCACAGGUUUUGGAGUGCAUUGGUGUCGUGUAACACCACAAAUCCAUCCCCGGUACAAACCAAGGCCUUUGCGCACAAUGCUUGUCGACAACAGUCAAACAAAUUAUUAUUGGGUGAAUCUCACAAAAAAACCUGUAAAGAACAGGUCUGAGUUCUAUUUCAGCCCCAAAUCAACCGUAAGAAAUUCUAUUUUGCUUAGAAAAUGAUGCCUAUUUAUAGGACCAUUUAAGCUAAACACAUUUGACAUUUUAUUUGGUAUAUUAUUAAAAAAAAACAAUGCAUUGUAUACUGCAUUUUAAAGUAUAUAAACACAUGGUAGUUGUUCUCACUUCAGUAUGUGCUGAUGUAAGUUUAAAACAUUUAAUACAGUAUUAAAUCCAGUAAAAGUGCUGUAUUACAUUACUAAUUGAAAGUAAUUGAAUAUAUAUAUAUAUAUAUAUAUAUAUAUAUAUAUAUAUUAGGCAAAUUUUUCAGAUUUUUGCCUUUAUUGCUUUGUGACAUUUGUUUUCAUGACUAUUAAGCACAUUUCCUCUCAAAUUUGAAAUACUGUAAUUAAAAAAAAAUGGUGAUAUGAAGAAAAUAAAAAAAAAGUACUUUUGAAGUUGCAUUUUAAUAUGUAUUGUAUUUAAAAUAUAUAUUCAAUACUUAAUUCAAAUAAUGAAAUUAAUAUUUACGGUAGACUAUUGUAUUAAUGAGAAUUACAGUUAAGGAGAACUACAAAAAUGCUCAAAAGUAAGCCCAUGUGAAUGAGAAUUUAAGAGGGCAAUGUGCUUAAUUUUCAUGAAAAUAACAUAAUGAAAAAAAUCUCAGUGGUCCUUAAUAUAGUAGUCAUUUUCUUUACGCAAAAUCGAAAUUAUUUUUAGUUUCAUUUUAUUUUUUAUGAAAAUUACCUAUUUUGUUAAAUUCACCCUAUUAGAAUUGAACACCAAGUUUCACUGAGUGGAUUUUUUUUUACUAUAUUGUAUUUUUAUUUGUUAUUUGAAGCAAUCCCAAAAACAUUGGUCUACUGGUGAUGGAUUGUGAUUUUCCUUCCUCUCUGCUGAAGAAUACCUGUGUGCAUAUAUGCGUGUGUAUGAGCGGGAUGCUCUCAUUAAGGGAUAUGCAGACUUGCAUGGCAGUGUUGUAUAGUUUAAGACUGCGGUACAUUGUAAAUAGCCUUAGAAUGUUUUUUUGGCAAAUCAGAAGAGUGCAAUGAAAAAUCCUCCUAACAAUGUAUCAUUUUUAAAAGAAUAUCAUUUUUGUUAUACAUAUCAUUGUUGACGUUGUUAUUGUGUUCUCAUUUUUUUAAAGAGAUGUAGUAACCAAAAGAUGUUGUUACUACCUUAGAAGACUUGUAUGUUGUAGAUAUUUGGUUUUGAUGUUUGUUAGUUCAUAAGAAUGAAUUUUGGCUCGUCUAAUUUAAAGCUGUCAUCUGAAAUGUGGAUAGAUUACGGCUAAAGGGCUUCAAUGGCUGUAUGUGGUUGUGUGGUAGACACCUGUUUAUUACUGCGCAAUAAUUGCAAAUAUACGCAAUAAUUAUUAGUAUUUUUUUUUUUUUUACAUAAUCCUUUCAAAUAGCUAUAAUAUUGAUUUCUGCAAACAGUGUAGUGUAUAUAUAUAUACAAUUUCUGGUGCUAUUUGUUUAUAUAUAUAUAUAUCACACAUAAUAGCACCAGAAAUUGUCAUGCAUUGUAUUGAGGGUGAAAGGCUUUUAUAAAUGGAUACAUUCUGAGCCAAUAUAUACUUUACACAUAUUUCAGUAUGGGUGAAAGGUUUUGAUGUUUAUUUUGUAGGAUUCAGUUGCUAAAAGAAUCUUGAUUACUUAUCAGUACAGUAUUAUUAUCUUUUCAUAUUUUAUUUUGCAGUUGUACACAACAAGAGCCCAAGGUUUCUGGAUUUUCAGCAGGUUUAACUGGUGUUUUCUGGUUGACAUUUGUCCAUAUGUAAAGGCAUGAGAAAGAUGCAGUCAGCUGUAAUACUGUACCUAUAUGUUAAAAGCAGUAUAGAGAAACACAUUAAGCAAUACUCACUGCAGAUUCACAGAUCUUUAAUGCAGGAAAUCCUCUCAGAUAGCCAUAGUAUAUUUUCUGAUUGACAAUGAGUUGAAAUAAUUAUGCAUAUAUGAAUGGUCACACUUUCUGUACGAGUUAAGCCAAUUGUUAACCCAAAUAACAAUUGUAUAUGCUUUGAUGCAAUGCUGGAAAUCUAUUUUCCUGUCUUUUAUAUCUAUCUAUCUAUCUCUCUCUCUCUAUAUAUACAUACACACACACACACACAAGAUCAGCCACAAUAUUGUGUAGGUCCCCCCUCGUGCCGCCAA
Messenger RNA from Xyrauchen texanus (razorback sucker), 5578 nucleotides. RefSeq names its product cyclin-dependent kinase 16 (gene cdk16). Lineage: Eukaryota; Metazoa; Chordata; Actinopteri; Cypriniformes; Catostomidae. The transcript has 17 exons. The coding region runs from base 509 to 2083 and encodes 524 amino acids. Gene Ontology annotation, cellular component: cytoplasm; nucleus; synaptic vesicle. Gene Ontology annotation, biological process: protein phosphorylation; exocytosis; neuron projection development. The record is from RefSeq and is a predicted model, not a curated record. Gene Ontology annotation, molecular function: protein kinase activity; ATP binding.